AUGGACGAGAUUGUAGAAUCAGAGGAUUCCGAUCAUCAAGCGGAAAUAAUCCAUGCUCUACCGACCACAGUUGAAGAAGCAUAUGAACGCGCUUUGGAUCGCCUACAGAAGAAUUCUGCAAAACGCAAGCGAACAGACGGACGCCUUUCAAAAGCUAUUCACGCGAUUUUCUGGGUAGCCUAUGCAAAGAACACGCUUUCGCGGAAGCAACUCAAACAAGCACUGGCAUGGAUCGAUCGGGAACCCAGAGAGAGCUCAGACUGGACGACUACCGUCAUCGACGACUUGACAUCAGGACUGGUGGUGACUCGAAAUGAUGACUCAGUAGCUCUGGUUCAUAAAACUCUUAGCGAGUACCUGGAGCAAACUACUACUCGAGAGAAAUGGUUCCCGACAAUUGAGAAGCAUAUACCAACCGUUUUACUGCGCCUCCUCCGUUACCUGGUACGACAGAAGAGCGACAUGUAUUCCGGCACUGCACAAUUUUUGACUGCCUAUCCACUGUGUUCCUUUGCGUUGCAGAAUUGGGGUCUUGGGUUGGAGAAGCCUCUCAGUCUUGGAGAUUCAUUACGUGAAGACGUCAGAGCUUUUCUUCGGGUUCCAUUCCACGACUGGAGUCAAGAGUUGCAACAAGAAGCAAGAAACUUCCUCAAAGACAAUGCUUUAGUCUGGAGAGAUCAACACGAGCAUCUGCCGCGAGACUUUUUUUCACCGGGCACUGUGAGCGCAUUAUACUGGGUUGUAAAGUUCCAACUCACAACCCUCAUCGAGGAAUUCUCAGACUGCACCUCCGAGUGUCUUGUGCAAGAUCCGCUGCCAAUCCUGCCCCUGGGACUUGCGGCUGGACUUGGCCACGUCGACACUGUCCAGAAGCUGCUUGACAUUGGUGCCAAAGUCGAUGUGCCAUCCGGAGCGAACAGGAUGGUGAAGCCUCCGUUAUACGACGCUUUCUGGAUGGACGAGCUGCCGACGGCCAAGUUGCUACUCAAUCACGGAGCGGACCCGACUCCGCGCAGGGGCGAGAAUGGGCAAUCACCGAUUGAUAUUCUUUACUUGCAGCACCGCGACGCCUGUUGCGAUUUUUUCGCCAGUCAUAUUUCCGGUAGCGCUCCCACCCGGACGCAGGAGUUACAGUACUUGGUCAGAACAGGCUAUGCGGAGGACUUGCAAAGGGCCAUCAAUGAGGGUCUAGAUGUCAAUCACCCCUGCGAAAACGGCAAGACUGCACUUGAUUAUGCCAUGGAAAUGGGUGAUUCAAAAAUCAUUGAAAUUCUCCAAAGCAGUAACGCUCGUGCAAAUCUGCAGUGGCCGGCACGGGAGACAGCAGUCUACCCGUACAGGUCAAACCUGCCCGAUCUCGCAAUCGCCCCCAUCGCUCAAGGACGCCGGGAGUGGGAGAAUGGCUUCUCCAUGUGGCAGUUUAAAGAAGAAGUGCUGCUCGAAAUCCCAGUCAACUGCACUGAUCCGGUACAAUGCAUCAUUUUUGAAUCCGUUUCCUGCGACCAAGGCUAUACAAACUGCCCCGAGGAUCAAGAUACCGACAUUGGCUUGCGCAGCCGUCUGGAUUUUCGCGUAAAAGAUGGGAGCGAGUAUUCUUUCCCUUUUGUGAUUCAAAACAAUGUACAUGCCUCGCUCGAGAAACGGCUACACACAAAUAUAUGGAAUUUGAGUGAAGUCGAAAUACAUGAUCCGGGGAAAGCAGCAGCUGUGCGGGACAUUCGGGAGUCGAGCAUUCUACAGAUAUUGGGCGUCGCCUGGGGUACAGGCUGGAGAAAUACAAUCUACUCCAUUCAGGUUUCUGUCUAUAGUCACGAGGUAGACAAAAGAUCUUUUUCAGCGUCUGACAUUGGUUCGACGUGA
Beauveria bassiana ARSEF 2860 is the source of this 1860-nucleotide messenger RNA. RefSeq names its product ankyrin repeat protein. NCBI's taxonomy places the organism in Eukaryota, Fungi, Ascomycota, Sordariomycetes, Hypocreales, Cordycipitaceae. Gene Ontology annotation, molecular function: protein binding. The record is from RefSeq and is a predicted model, not a curated record. The transcript has a single exon. The coding region runs from base 1 to 1860 and encodes 619 amino acids.